Messenger RNA from Emericellopsis atlantica, 1964 nucleotides. Its product is annotated as ankyrin repeat protein. The transcript is spliced from 7 exons. The record is from RefSeq and is a predicted model, not a curated record. Lineage: Eukaryota; Fungi; Ascomycota; Sordariomycetes; Hypocreales; Bionectriaceae. The coding region runs from base 343 to 1797 and encodes 484 amino acids.
GUUCUUCUCAAAUAAUUUGAACAAAGUACAAAAACCAACUCGGCCCUACGACUCGUUUGACGUCCAUUGACUAAUUUGCGCGAAUAAUGCUCUUAACAUGUGAUAAACAGGUUCAUAUUUCUCUACGCGUCGUCUACGCCGUUAGGGACUGACCGUCACCAACGCGCACCACAGGGUAUCCAGGCAGACAUAGAGACUGCCACGUUGAGCUGAGGACGUCUGUCGCGCUAAACACAUAAAUACGACGAUCGGUGUGAAUGAUCGUUGCUGCAGUGAGGCAGACUUCUCCUCUACUCCCUUUGCCUUGUAUUUCCCAAGCCUCAUUCACGUCGUCCGCUCCCGAUGCCUUCGUUUCGAGAUUUGUGCUCGCGACCGCUGCGCUCCCGUUCAGACAAGCACAACAGCACGGUUGCGCCCAGGACCGAAGACGACGCGGAGAAGACGAUCGUUGACAGACAUGGACUGCCAGACAUUCCCAGGAACUUUGUGGCACAUCUCAACAGAAACACGGACACAGUGACGCAAGAGGUAUUGGAGCCCUUCUUGCAAUAUGAAUUGACCCUACGCAAAGCCUUUGCGCAGCGCGACGGAUCAAUCGACGACAUGGCGAACCUGGUUCACAUAUAUGACCCCAGCACUACUCUGCCAAAGUUUCGAAACAUUGAUAGGGAACAAUGUGACCCUGAAAAGUAUCUGAUGCGGUUGUCGAGCGAUUCGCCCGGGACAGACAGGUCCUGUGCCGUUGCGGAUUCAUUCGAGGCGUACCAACGCAAUUUCGAUGCCUUCACUCACUCGACCCUCUCUGGCAUAGACUGGAGCAACGUCGUCGCGGCUGGCUCGUCCGCUAUGCUCCCGUUGCUUCCUCACCGAACGGACGUCAAGAUUCCCAACGAUCCAGCGGUUGAGGACCCCUUGGAGACAUAUUACCAACGCACGGCCUCGUCAAGUGACAUUGACCUCUUUCUCUACGGCCUCACUGAGGAAGCCGCUCUGGCCAAAAUAUCCCAGCUCGAAGCGGCUAUACGAAGGAAUCAGCGCUUGUCCCAUGGCUGUGGUUUAACGAUCCGGACAGCCAACGCGGUUACCUUUGUUUCCCCGAGGUGGCCAUUUCGACACGUCCAGGUCAUUCUUCGACUUUACAGGUCCAUCAGCGAGAUUCUGACAGGGUUCGACGUUGACUGCGCCUGCGUCGCCUUUGAUGGGAAACAGGUCUACUCCAACCCCCGUGGUGUGGCUGCACUCACAACAAGGACAAACUUGAUCGACCUCUCCCGCCGGAGUCCCUCAUAUGAGAACCGACUGUACAAGUACAGAAGUCACCAGUUCGACGCGUACUGGCCCGCUCUCGACCGCAGCCAGAUCGACGAGUCGCAAUGUGUCCGAACGACAGAGCACCCCAAAGUCGAGGGCCUUGCGCGCCUUUUGUUCUUUGAGAAUCUUGUGAAGAAAUACAAGAAUUCGUACCAUCAGAGGCGACGGCUCCAGACGAUUGAUGAGAACGGUCUGCCGACACACAGCGGAUACGCCAUGCUGGAGAUCCCCUACGGUGAGAGGUUCACAGCGAACAAAGUGAGAAAGUUUGUUGCGUUCCACUCAAAGGAACCGUACAUCUUUGGCUCAGUCGACAAAGUGCUCCAGGGGAAGACGCCAGAGAGCAGCAAGAAGAAUGUUGCGGAACUUGGGUCCAAGGUCGUCUUUCUAACUGACGACCCCGGAAGACAGAUGAUUGGGAGCUUCAACCCUAUCACAGAGGAUGACUGGACGGAUAUGGCGUAUGGGAAACGUUCGACUCGUUGACUGCACACCUGUACUUGGUAAACUACAGGAUCUCUCAGAGCGCGGUCUUGGGCUUGUCGAGGGUGAAUCGGUUCAGUGCGCGACACUUUGGUGAUGUCCUGUAGCCACAGUCGUUCGUCAGUCGUGUCCAGGCUGCAGAAGAGAGACAGGACAUGGGGAAUAGAAGG